Molecule: messenger RNA, 1264 nt
Organism: Benincasa hispida (wax gourd)
Lineage: Eukaryota; Viridiplantae; Streptophyta; Magnoliopsida; Cucurbitales; Cucurbitaceae
Gene: SYP71
Product: syntaxin of plants 71
Biological process (GO): vesicle fusion; intracellular protein transport
Cellular component (GO): endomembrane system; membrane; SNARE complex
Molecular function (GO): SNARE binding; SNAP receptor activity
Source: RefSeq, a predicted model, not a curated record
AAGCGGUCGAGUCAUUACACUUGCUUUUGCGAAGCAAGUUUAGUCUGAUAUUUGGACAUCACAGACGCACGACUUCUGUAGAUAUUCUCGGAACCAAUUUUACCGCCGUAGAUCACCGGAAAACCUACCGGAGCGCGGAGGCGAAGAAUCGAAGAUGAGCGUGAUCGACCUUUUGACCAGAGUAGAUGCAAUUUGCCAGAAGUACGACAAGUACGAUGUUGAAAAGCAGAGAGAUCUCAAUGUCUCCGGUGACGAUGCCUUCGCUCGACUCUAUGCCUCUGUCGAAGCUGACAUUGAAGCCGCUCUCCAGAAAGCGGAGGAUGCUUCUAAAGAGAAGAAUAGGGCAUCUAUAGUGGCGUUGAAUGCGGAGAUUCGUCGUACCAAGGCUCGAUUACUGGAGGAGGUCCCCAAAUUGCAGAGGUUGGCUGUAAAGAGGGUUAAAGGACUAUCGACUGAAGAUCUUACCACUCGAAAUGAUUUGGUGCUUGCAUUGCCGGAUAGGAUUCAAGCUAUACCAGAUGGAACUGUGACUUCCACGAAGAAUAAUGGGGGUUGGACAUCCUCAGCUUCACGUGCUGAAAUCAAAUUUGACUCAGAUGGGCGAUUUGAUGAUGAGUACUUCCAACACACUGAGGAGUCGAGUCAGUUCAGGCAAGAGUAUGAAAUGCGGAAAAUGAAGCAGGAUCAAGGACUGGACAUGAUAUCAGAAGGGUUAGAUACUCUGAAGAACAUGGCACAUGAUAUGAAUGAGGAAAUUGACAGGCAAGUCCCUCUGAUGGACGAGAUCGACACUAAGGUGGACAAGGCUGCAUCUGACCUUAAAAACACCAACGUUAGAUUAAAGGAUACAGUUAACCAGCUAAGGUCCAGCAGAAAUUUCUGUAUCGAUAUCAUUUUGUUGUGUAUAAUCUUGGGGAUUGCUGCCUAUCUAUACAAUGUGUUGAAGAAGUGAGCUAAGAAAGGGAAUAAUCUUCAUGUUCUUGUGGAAUAUUUGUGUCAAGCUUGGUAAAGAUGAGUUGAUGGAAUAUUCGAUUGAGUUGUAUCUGUAUGUAGUACAUUAUGUGUGAUCGUGUGUGUUGUUUACAAAUAUUUGUAUGUCAUAUUCUUUUACUCACAACUCGCCCUUUAUCAUCAACUUGCCCUUUUUUGUACUUGUGCAACCUCUUUUUGUUCGGCUUGAAAUUUGAACACUGAUCUCCAUGUUUGAUAUAUUAGCCAUUUAUUCAUUUAUAGAAAUGUAGUUUGAUAAGAGUCUUCUGAUGAA